AACCCGGAUCUGAUCUCAUCGCUCUUCUCUUCUUCACUUCUCUCUCUUUCCUAAAAUUCCAACAUUCAAACUCACUCUUCACUCUUUAGAUCAAAUGCUUCAAAACAAAGAUUACUCAGCCUUAGGCUUAGGCUCUUUUGCUUUAUUAUUUAACAAAUAUCCCUCUACUUCUAAUUUUGUUCUCAUUAUUAUUUUGUAACUAGUUAGUGAGAGAAGUGAAAAGGCAAAAAAAAACUAAAACAGUUACACAGUUACGCACUGCACUUAACUUCUUUGGUUAGUUAAAUUUGUCAAUGUCAUUUGGCAUUAAUGGCGGCGAGUUCUAGAGGCUUCUCAACAACACAGUUUGAUUUCGAGCUAAGAGUAAGGAAACUCAAUGUUGCUCUGCUUUCUAACAAUCACGUACUCGAGUUUUCCCGGAGAAAGCGUAGAAAGUUGUGCUUCGAUACUCGACUCGGUAACGGUCAACUGCGUUGCUGUUGUUCCGACUCAGUAACUCCGAUUCGCAGAACGAGUGGGCCUGGUAACGGUGGUGAUAAGAACGAGGAAUGGUGGUUCGAUCCGAAGAAAAACCCUCACAUUCACAGAGUCAGGGUUCAAGCCUCCCCUGCUGCAAUGCCUUUCGCUUCUCCACCAUCCUUUCGGAAGCAGGACAAAUUCUUUCCUCGUUGCACCCCAAGAAAUUCUGGUCCACAGUCACGUGAUACUCCACCGAAAAGAGACACUGGCAUAGCAAAUGAGAAGGACUGGGGUAUCAGCUUAUUAAAUGAAAAUGUUAAUGAGUCCGGCACUAAUGAAGAUGGGAGUACCUGGUACAGAGAAAGUGGGGAAGAACUGGGUGAAAAUGGAUAUAGAUGUAGAUGGACAAGAAUGGGUGGUCAAUCCCAUGAUGGUUCCUCAGAAUGGAAAGAAACGUGGUGGGAGAAGAGUGACUGGACUGGAUAUAAGGAGCUAGGUGUGGAGAAAUCUGGUAGAAAUUCUGAGGGGGAUUCAUGGUGGGAAACGUGGCAGGAAAAUCUUCAUCAAGAUGAAUGGAGUAACAUAGCAAGAAUAGAAAGGAGUGCACAAAAACAAGCAAAAUCAGGAACUGAAAAUGCUGGAUGGUAUGAGAAAUGGUGGGAAAAAUACGAUGCUAAAGGCUGGACUGAGAAAGGGGCCCAUAAGUAUGGUAGACUGAAUGAACAAUCAUGGUGGGAAAAGUGGGGAGAGCAUUAUGAUGGAAGAGGAUCUGUUCUCAAAUGGACAGAUAAAUGGGCUGAAACUGAGCUUGGAACAAAAUGGGGAGACAAGUGGGAGGAGAGGUUCUUUAAAGGCAUAGGUUCGCGUCAUGGGGAAACAUGGCAUGUAUCUCCAAGCAGUGAACGUUGGUCAAGAACUUGGGGAGAAGAGCACUUUGGAAACGGGAAAGUCCAUAAGUACGGAAAUAGCACAACCGGUGAAAGCUGGGACAUAGUUGUAGAUGAGGAAACUUAUUAUGAGGCUGAACCUCAUUAUGGAUGGGCUGAUGUCGUGGGUGAUUCAAGCCAAUUACUUUCAAUUGAGCCUCGGGAGAGGCCACCCGGUGUCUUCCCCAAUUUAGACUUCGGUUCACCUCCGUCACCCGAAGCUGAUGAUUCCCCGGAUGAUUUGCCGCCAUCACAAUGAAGAGCAUAUUUGCAAGCCCCAUUGUUUAUUUUGUUUAAUUUUAUUAGAGAGAUCUCAUCAUAACGAGCGAAACUCCAUUUGUAAAAGGUGCAUUGUGGAUCAAUCAUUUUAUU
This is a messenger RNA of Gastrolobium bilobum, 1757 nucleotides long. Its product is annotated as protein EARLY STARVATION 1, chloroplastic. The record is from RefSeq and is a predicted model, not a curated record. NCBI's taxonomy places the organism in Eukaryota, Viridiplantae, Streptophyta, Magnoliopsida, Fabales, Fabaceae. The transcript is spliced from 11 exons. The coding region runs from base 310 to 1644 and encodes 444 amino acids. Gene Ontology annotation, molecular function: starch binding. Gene Ontology annotation, cellular component: chloroplast stroma; starch grain. Gene Ontology annotation, biological process: starch metabolic process; regulation of starch metabolic process.